GAUACCAGAGUCUGUGAAGGAAAUGCCAGUGAUUCGCUACAUAGUUAUUUGGCGACAUCAAAUACAACGAACGUGCCCUGUAACUUUACCCUGGAGGAGUAUGCCUGUGCAUCGCUGAAAGACUUCACUGCAGAACACCUGGUGUCUCUUCUGAAAUGUAACCUGCCCGGCAACUCUCUCACUCUAAAGAGACGUGGAAGGUUCUCCUCACCAAACUGACCUCUGUCUUAGACCAAGCUCUGGACAUGUUCUCCAAUAUGUCCAAACCUGUGAUUGGUCCAGCAGUAUCCCAGGUGCUCGAUGUGAUUGGAGAGAUCCGGGUCAACAGGCUGACUGAGGAUCAGCUGAGAGACAGUGAUGUCAUCAGGAAGUGGUUCUCUGGGCGUCUGAGAGUGUUCCUGCCGUCUGCAUCAGGAGUGUUUCUGCACUGCCUCAGCACCAAGAACCUCAGCUGUGACUCGUAUCAACAGAUACUGAGGGAGUUCAGCAAUCAAUUCGACCAAAUGGACCAGAUGAGACAAGAGCUGGUGGUCAAAUACUUCAUCCAGCCCUUCCUGACCAAAAACUCCUCAGUUGGCUGCGUGUCCAACUCUAACAGCAGUGUGGACUGGCUGCAGAAGAACCUGGGGCGGUUUUCAGUCCUGGUGUCCCUCAGCGACCUGUUGAAACUCAACACAGACUUCUCUCCUUUGUCAGCCCUGGAGGUUCUCUCUCCAAAGCAGACAGCAGAGCUGGUGGUGUUGCCUCUUCCUGGUCUUCCAGGGAAAGAUGUCAUCAUCAACACAGUGUUUGACUUCCUGUCUAAGUCACCAAAGGAGAGGAGACUCCCUGAGUUCCUGUACCACCUCAUGAGGCUGUCUGUGGUGACUCCAGUCGGGUGCACGGUCUACCAGACCAUUUUUGUGAGGCUGUACCAAGCCAUGUCAGCGUUGCCUCAACAGAUGGAGCCAAUCAUCUGGGCCAGUGUUUAUGACCUCACAGAAUCUGCACCAAUGGAUUGUUCUCUGGUACCAGUUAACCAACAGUGUCCAGUGUCAUCACACAAUGCAACAAGAGUCUGUGCUGGAGUUGACAGCUCGGCUCUACAACAGCUCUUGGACUCUGGGAUCUCGCCGGGACGUCUAUGUGACUACAGCAUCAAACAAUACGCCUGCUCACAGCUGAAAGACCUCAACGCUGAGAACCUGGUCACACUGCUAAAAUGUAAACUAUCGGAGAACAAUACAGACUCCAAAGAGACCUGGAAGCUGUUCUUCACUAAAGCUUCUGCCGUUCUGGAUCAGGCUCUUGUACUUCUCUCCAACCAGUCCAAGCCUGUGAUUGGCCCAGCAGUAUCCCAGGUGCUGGAUGUGAUUGGAGAGAUCCGGGUCAACAGACUGACUGAGGAUCAGCUGAGAGACAGUGAUGUCAUCAGGAAGUGGUUCUCUGGGCGUCUGAGAGUGUUCCUGCCGUCUGCAUCAGGAGUGUUUCUGCACUGCCUCAGCACCAAGAACCUCAGCUGUGACUCUUACCAAGCUGUGGCGACGGAGUUUGGAGCCCAGUUUGAUCACAUGAACUUAGAGCAGCAGCAGCUGGUUCUGAAGGAGCUGGUCGUCCCCUUCCUGUCUCGACCCACAUCAGUUGGCUGUGUGUCCAACUCUAACAGCAGUGUGGACUGGCUGCAGAAGAACCUGGGGCGGUUUUCAGUCCUGGUGUCCCUCAGCGACCUGUUGAAACUCAACACAGACUUCUCUCCUUUGUCAGCCCUGGAGGUUCUCUCUCCAAAGCAGACAGCAGAGCUGGUGGUGUUGCCUCUUCCUGGUCUUCCAGGGAAAGAUGUCAUCAUCAACACAGUGUUUGACUUCCUGUCUAAGUCACCAAAGGAGAGGAGACUCCCUGAGUUCCUGUACCACCUCUCCAGGCUGUCUGUGGUGACUCCAGUCGGGUGCACGGUCUACCAGACCAUUUUUGUGAGGCUGUACCAAGCCAUGUCAGCGUUGCCUCAACAGAUGGAGCCAAUCAUCUGGGCCAGUGUUUAUGACCUCACAGAAUCUGCACCAAUGGAUUGUUCUCUGGUACCAGUUAACCAACAGUGUCCAGUGUCAUCACACAAUGCAACAAGAGUCUGUGCCGGAGUUGACAGCUCGGCUCUACAACAGCUCUUGGACUCUGGGAUCUCGCCGGGACGUCUAUGUGACUACAGCAUCAAACAAUACGCCUGCUCACAGCUGAAAGACCUCAACACUGAGAACCUGGUCACACUGCUGAAAUGUAAACUAUCGGAGAACAAUACAGACUCCAAAGAGACCUGGAAGCUGUUCUUCACUAAAGCUUCUGCCGUUCUGGAUCAGGCUCUUGUACUUCUCUCCAACCAGUCCAAGCCUGUGAUUGGCCCAGCAGUAUCCCAGGUGCUGGAUGUGAUUGGAGAGAUCCGGGUCAACAGACUGACUGAGGAUCAGCUGAGAGACAGUGAUGUCAUCAGGAAGUGGUUCUCUGGGCGUCUGAGAGUGUUCCUGCCGUCCGCAUCAGGAGGGUUUCUGCACUGCCUCAGCACCAAGAACCUCAGCUGUGACUCUUACCAAGUUGUGGUGACGGAGUUUGGAGCCCAGUUUGAUCACAUGAACUUAGAGCAGCAGCAGCUGGUUCUGAAGGAGCUGGUCGUCCCCUUCCUGUCUCGAACCACAUCAGUUGGCUGUGUGUCCAACUCUAACAGCAGUGUGGACUGGCUGCAGAAGAACCUGGGGCGGUUUUCAGUCCUGGUGUCCCUCAGCGACCUGUUGAAACUCAACACAGACUUCUCUCCAUUGUCAGCCCUGGAGGUUCUCUCUCCAAAGCAGACAGCAGAGCUGGUGGUGUUGCCUCUUCCUGGUCUUCCAGGGAAAGAUGUCAUCAUCAACACAGUGUUUGACUUCCUGUCUAAGUCACCAAAGGAGAGGAGACUCCCUGAGUUCCUGUACCACCUCUCCAGGCUGUCUGUGGUGACUCCAGUCGGGUGCACGGUCUACCAGACCAUUUUUGUGAGGCUGUACCAAGCCAUGUCAGCGUUGCCUCAGCAGAUGGAGCCAAUCAUCUGGGCCAGUGUUUAUGACCUCACAGAAUCUGCACCAAUGGAUUGUUCUCUGGUACCAGUUAACCAACAGUGUCCAGUGUCAUCACACAAUGCAACAAGAGUCUGUGCUGGAGUUGACAGCUCGGCUCUACAACAGCUCUUGGACUCUGGGAUCUCGCCGGGACGUCUAUGUGACUACAGCAUCAAACAAUACGCCUGCUCACAGCUGAAAGACCUCAACGCUGAGAACCUGGUCACACUGCUGAAAUGUAAACUAUCGGAGAACAACACAGACUCCAAAGAGACCUGGGAGCUGUUCUUCACUAAAGCUUCUGCCGUUCUGGAUCAGGCUCUUGUACUUCUCUCCAACCAGUCCAAGCCUGUGAUUGGCCCAGCAGUAUCCCAAGUGCUGGAUGUGAUUGGAGAGAUCCGGGUCAACAGACUGACUGAGGAUCAGCUGAGAGACAGUGAUGUCAUCAGGAAGUGGUUCUCUGGGCGUCUGAGAGUGUUCCUGCCGUCUGCAUCAGGAGGGUUUCUGCACUGCCUCAGCACCAAGAACCUCAGCUGUGACUCUUACCAAGUUGUGGUGACGGAGUUUGGAGCCCAGUUUGAUCACAUGAACCUGGAGCAGCAGCAGCUGGUUCUGAAGGAGCUGGUCGUCCCCUUCCUGUCUCGACCCACAUCAGACUCUGGCUGUGUGUCCAACUCUAACAGCAGUGUGGACUGGCUGCAGAAGAACUUGGGGCCGUUCUCAGUUCUUGUGUUCCUCGGGAACCUGUUGAAGCUCAACCUUGACUUCUCUCCUUUGUCAGCCCUGGAGGUUCUCUCUCCAAAGCAGACAGCAGAGCUGGUGGUGUUGCCUCUUCCUGGGCUUCCAGGGAAAGAUGUCAUCAUCAACACAGUGUUUGACUUCCUGACCGAGUCACCAAAGGAGAGGAGACUCCCUGAGUUCCUGUACCACCUCGCCAGGCUCUCUGAAGAGACGAUGCUACCAUGUGACAGCUUUAAGACCAUCUCUGAGCGUCUGUACCAGGCCUUACCGUCUCCAGAGAUGGAGACAGUUAUUCAGGCCAUUAUAGACAACCUGAUGCAGACCGCUCCAGAAGAUUGCUUGCCGAUGAAUAUGAAGUGUCCAAUAACACCAGCAAACGAUACCAGAGUCUGUGAAGGAAAUGCCAGUGAUUCGCUACAUAGUUAUUUGGCGACAUCAAAUACAACGAACGUGUCCUGUAACUUUACCCUGGAGGAGUAUGCCUGUGCAUCGCUGAAAGACUUCACUGCAGAACACCUGGUGUCUCUUCUGAAAUGUAACCUGCCCGGCAACUCCUCUCACUCUAAAGAGACGUGGAAGGUUCUCCUCACCAAACUGACCUCUGUCUUAGACCAAGCUCUGGACAUGUUCUCCAAUAUGUCCAAACCUGUCAUUGGUCCAGCAGUAUCCCAGGUGCUCGAUGUGAUUGGAGAGAUCCGGGUCAACAGGCUGACUGAGGAUCAGCUGAGAGACAGUGAUGUCAUCAGGAAGUGGUUCUCUGGGCGUCUGAGAGUGUUCCUGCCGUCUGCAUCAGGAGGUUUCUGCACUGCCUCAGCACCAAGAACCUCAGCUGUGACUCUUAUCAACAGAUACUGAGGGAGUUCAGCAAUCAAUUUGACCAAAUGGACCAGAUGAGACAAGAGCUGGUGGUCAAAUACUUCAUCCAGCCCUUCCUGACCA
Messenger RNA from Oncorhynchus masou masou (cherry salmon), 4739 nucleotides. RefSeq lists its product as uncharacterized. Gene Ontology annotation, biological process: cell-matrix adhesion. The record is from RefSeq and is a predicted model, not a curated record. The coding region runs from base 246 to 4655 and encodes 1469 amino acids. The transcript is spliced from 49 exons. Gene Ontology annotation, cellular component: cell surface. Lineage: Eukaryota; Metazoa; Chordata; Actinopteri; Salmoniformes; Salmonidae.